Messenger RNA from Exophiala aquamarina CBS 119918, 1488 nucleotides. RefSeq lists its product as uncharacterized. Lineage: Eukaryota; Fungi; Ascomycota; Eurotiomycetes; Chaetothyriales; Herpotrichiellaceae. Gene Ontology annotation, molecular function: heme binding; oxidoreductase activity, acting on paired donors, with incorporation or reduction of molecular oxygen; iron ion binding. The coding region runs from base 1 to 1488 and encodes 495 amino acids. The transcript is spliced from 2 exons. The record is from RefSeq and is a predicted model, not a curated record.
AUGGAGGAAGCUGCUCCGCGGCAUCAGCUCGCUGCCAUCUUCGCUAGUCUCGCUCUUUUGCUUUUCGUUGCAGUCAUUGUUCGACGAUGUUUUUUCCAUCCUCUGUCGAACUAUCCAGGACCGUGGUUGGGGAAAUUUACUGACCUACCAACUGUUCUCGCCGUUUUCAGACGAGAGAGGACUUUCAAACAAUAUGAGCUUCUACAAAAAUAUGGUAGCCCGAUCCGUAUGGGUACAAACAAUCUGGUGUUCUCGGACAUGGAAACCUUUGCGCAAAUCUAUGGUCAGAGCUCAAGGCCUUGCCUGAAAGAUCCAGGUGCAUACGAUGGAUUGUCAGCUACAGGGGAAAUCAAUGUUUUAAAUGCGACAGAUCGCCACCAGCACUCACGUCUGCGUCGCUUGAUAUCUCACAGCUUCUCAGUGAAAAGUCUUCUCGAAACAGAAGACUUCCUAAGAGACAAAAUCGACGAGUACGUCUCCGUUUUUGGAGACAGAGAUGGGCAAAGUGUGGAUAUUCUGGAAAGGACAUAUGAGUUGUUUUUGGAUAUUGUGAGCCAAUUGAGUUUUGGGGAGUCUUUCGAUUGUCUCAGUGGCAAAACCCCUACGGCGCAUCAUGAUGUUCAGGCAUUUUUUACAGUGGUGCCAGCAAUGUCAUUUGCUCCUAUUCUUCGGUAUCUUCCAAUCAAGUCAUUCCGAGAAGGUUUAAAGGGCCUCGGCAGACUUCAAGAGUUUAGUCGAGCUCAUGUGGCAGCUUAUAUGGCCCGUUCUUCGGAGAAACCUGACUUCGGGCCUAAAGGGAGAUUUUUACAGAAUCUUGCGCUGUCGAUAGACGCGGAGACUGGAACAAAGCUGACACAACAGGAGCUCGUGGAGAACGCCAUCAUAUUUCUCACAGCUGGCUCUGGAACCACGGCUGCGACGACGAUAUAUCUUAUCUGGGAGUGUGGAAGACACCCUGAGGUCAGGAAAAGACUUAUUGAAGAAAUCAGAGAACGGUUUCCAGAUCCUUCAGUGAGACCAUCUUACGAAGAAGCCUCGAAGUUGAAAUAUCUAGGUUGUGUAAUUGAAGAAGUUCUUCGCCUGCGUGGGCCGCUCAAUAGUGGGGCUCCUCGAGUGUCGCCGGGGAAGUUGAUCGGAAGUAAAUGGGUACCAGAGGGCAUCACGGUCGAGACUAACAGCUAUGUCACGGCACGAGACCCAAAAGUCUUCCCUGAACCGUUGGAAUUCCAGCCCUCACGUUGGGAAGAUGCGACUGAAGAAAUGAGGCAGAUGUCUCGGCCAUUUAGCUAUGGACCAAGAAAUUGCGUUGGACGUCACUUAGCGGAGAUGGGCCUGUUUCUCACGGUAUCCCGUCUUUAUCAGUUAUACGACAUCGUUCCUGAUCCAAACAUCCAGCCUGAAGACAUGAGGCAGCUUGACUUUGGAGUCCUAGAGCCUGCUUGUCGCAACUUUCAUGUUAGACCUGUCCAGCCACCUACCAAGCGGUGA